Triplophysa rosa is the source of this 2654-nucleotide messenger RNA. RefSeq names its product cerebellin 2a precursor (gene cbln2a). Gene Ontology annotation, molecular function: protein binding. NCBI's taxonomy places the organism in Eukaryota, Metazoa, Chordata, Actinopteri, Cypriniformes, Nemacheilidae. The record is from RefSeq and is a predicted model, not a curated record. The coding region runs from base 132 to 737 and encodes 201 amino acids. The transcript is spliced from 3 exons.
UGAAAAAUUGGGGAGUAUUCAAAUAGGGCGUGCGCGCAGUAUGUGUGUGUUCGAAGGAUAGAGAGAGAGGUGCUGUCGUCUUUGCUGAUCUCUUGUCUUUAGUAUUUUUUGCUCAGAGGUCUUCCACAGUCAUGUCGAUAGCCAGGGGAUCGGGCUCGUUGGCCAUGCUGGCCUCCACCCUUCUUUUGGGAUUUGGCGUUGCGUUCGCCCUCGGACAGAAUGACACGGAACCUGUUGUUUUGGAAGGAAAGUGUUUGGUUGUGUGCGACUCGAACCCGUCAGCCGAAGGUGGAGUGACCUCGUCGUUUGGGAUAUCAGUCCGAGCUGCUGGUGCCAAAGUGGCUUUCUCUGCUGUCAGAGGAACUAACCAUGAACCAUCAGAAAUGAGUAACAAAUCAAUGACAAUCUACUUUGAUCAGGUGUUAGUGAACAUUGGAAAUCAUUUCGAUCUCAAGGCGAGUGUCUUUCAGGCUCCGCGGCGAGGCAUUUACAGCGUCAGCUUUCAUGUCGUGAAGGUCUACAACCGACAGACAAUUCAGGUCAAUCUGAUGCACAAUGAAUAUCCAAUAAUAUCAGCGUUUGCCGGUGAUCAAGAUGUGACACGGGAGGCUGCGAGUAACGGAGUCCUGCUUCACCUGGAGCGCGAGGACAGACUCUAUCUCAAACUGGAGAGAGGAAAUCUCAUGGGUGGAUGGAAGUACUCCACUUUUUCUGGCUUCCUUGUUUUCCCUCUUUAAUUUGAUAUACUUUAAAUGGACCAGAUGGAAGACUAAGGGGACAUGUCUGUUCUUUCGAAAAUAAAGGUAGCAGAGAGAUCAUGGAAUUUGUUUUUAUUUUAUUUUACUGUCAGGAUAUGAUAACGAGUUGUAUGUGUGCGUGUUUAUGAGGGUUUUUUUUUUUUACCAAAUGACUAAUGUCAGCAUAAUGAUUUGGGAAAGAAUGGUUUUCAGAUCUUACUGUAUGUGUUUCAAAGGACAUUUUUGCAUUCAAGAGCACAUUUUGCACGAAACGUGUUCUGUUAUGUGCUCGUCAAUGUAUAUUUUGUAUACUAUUGUAUUAAUAUUAUAGCCCUUAUAAGUUUGAUGUGAAAUAUGAGCAAAGUACAAGACACAUUUCUCUAUAGUUGUUGUUCCGCUUAAUGCAUAUAGACGAGCAAUGAUAUCUUGCAUUUUUACAUAACUUGAAUGUAAAUACACCAUGUCAUUAACACGAAGAAUGUAGUAGGCUACUUAAAAUUCUUGCAAUAUUUGUUUUGCGAGAGCGAAAUAAAAACGUGUGAAAAGGGGAAGAAAAGCAGGAACGCUAUACGCUGUCCAUGGUGCUGAAAACCAGAUGUCCGUCUUCAACAAUUGACAUGCAGGCAUCAAAAUCACUUCAAUACAGAGACACAAAGCGCAACAUUCUUAAAACAUUUGUUUUGGAGAAAUACGUCGCCAUAAAUUAAGCACAUCAUAGACUUUCAAUGCCCACCUGAGUGAGACCACACCUUACAAGAUUUGUAAGCAUCUUGAAAGCUUGCCUAUACGAUUUCACAGCUAAUCGUGUUGUAAAAGUUACAUUUGAGGACAUUUUUUUUCUUUUUCUUUCUUCUUUCUUUUUUUACAUCUCUUUGUUCUGUUGAACACAAAGAAAGAUAUUUGGAAGAAUGUUAGCAACUGAGAUUUCUGGAGCACCAUUGACUACCAUUGUAGAAAUAAUUAUUCUCUCUAUAUAUAUUUUGUUCUGUUUAACACAAAAUAAAAUAUUUUGUAGAAUGUAGGAAAACAAACAGUUCUGGGGCACCUUUGACAACCGUUUUAAUGGUAUGGUAGUCAAUGGUGCCCCAGAAAUCUCAGUUGCUAACAUUCUUCCAAAUAUCUUUCUUUGUGUUCAACCAAACAAAGAAAUUUAUACUGGUUUGUAACAACUUGAGGGUGAGUAAAUCAUGGCAGAAUAUAAUAUUGGUGAACUAUCCCUUUAAAUAUGAUUUAAAGACUUUUAAAAAUAAUUGUCUCAAAAUAUUAUAGACAUAUACUGAAAAUAUAAUAGAUACCAUAUGGAUUUUCUGUCUCUCCACAUUGGGCAGGGCAGUGGCGCAGCAUGUGUCUCACUGUCUUAUACAACGAUGAACUUUAGAGAGUCUUCGUUUAGAGCUUUAUAUAUUUUUCAAAGCAUAGCCAGGAAGCAGCAUGGAAAUUAGAUAAUUUAUUACCAUGGGCACAAUUAAAAACUGUGAAGACAGCAUUAUUUGGAGGUGAAAUGCAAAUGUGAUGAGGUAUGAGAAUGAUGUGGGUGUAAGUGUUAAACAGUGAGAUAUUCCUUCCAAGAGUGGAUCUUAAAAAGACACUGGCACAGAGCAAGAUCACCUUACUCAUUUCAUGGUGUGAAUGAUUUAGGCGUAAUCAGAGAAUAUGUUGGAUAUUUAAAAAAUGUGAUUGAUGUAUAACCUGCCAUUGAUUUAAAUUUAUUUUUGAAAACUUCUCUGUCUUGUUUUUUCCUAAUGCAUCUGGUUCCUGUCAUUUGAUUUGGCUUGGAAGUAAACAUGGCCCAAAGGCAAAAAACUGUCUGAAGCCUGUUUCUGACCUUUCUUUCUCAGAAAGCUGAUGAAGAAUGAAAUCAUGACUCUGCUGAUGUCGCUGCUAGGUCACUAAACAUGACUUUGGUUUUGGGAAAUA